Planococcus citri (citrus mealybug) is the source of this 1789-nucleotide messenger RNA. RefSeq names its product tRNA methyltransferase 10 homolog A. NCBI's taxonomy places the organism in Eukaryota, Metazoa, Arthropoda, Insecta, Hemiptera, Pseudococcidae. Gene Ontology annotation, molecular function: tRNA binding. Gene Ontology annotation, cellular component: nucleus; nucleoplasm. Gene Ontology annotation, biological process: tRNA N1-guanine methylation. The coding region runs from base 619 to 1638 and encodes 339 amino acids. The record is from RefSeq and is a predicted model, not a curated record. The transcript is spliced from 9 exons.
GGACUUCGGACUUGUGAAAUUUACGCGAUUCACAAAUCACAUUCUGAAUCUGAUUUCAACUUUGCUUUUUGAGAAUUGAGAUUCAACUUUCAAGACACAUUUCAAUAUUCUGCAUAUGAAUUUAUUUUCAUGAAGGAUUUAUGAAACUGUAGAUACAACAGACUUCAAAGGUCUAUACAUUGUAUACUUUUCACAGCUAUCAACUAUCAUCUCAAACUUCAAACUUUCUAUCCUUUGAUUGAUUAAGUAUGACAGUGGGAUCAAAAUAGAUAAUCGCAUCAACUCAACUUAUGCAUACAAAAUACAUAAAUAUCGACUACAUUGAGUAGUGGUUUAGUUAAUGAGAAAACUGAGAAGAUAUUGUAGUUCAACUUCAACAGGUGCAGAGCAUACCCAAUAAUCUGUGAUAGUGACGUCAUAUAUGGGAGUCAGCCAUGUUGGGAUCGUUUUGAACUCACUGUCCUGAGACAUCUGUAAAUUUAUCCAUCAGACGAUUAAUUUUCAAGUAGAGGAUGCCGAAAGCGCCGAAAAUCGAUUGACUGAGCGAUCAACUACAAAGAUAGAACUGAAAUCGUUGAUUUCUUCAUCGGCAGAUCGGACUGGACGGUAGAUUACGCCAUGUCGGGAAUUUUACCAUCACUGAGUGACUCAGCAGACGAUGCUGCAUCGACAGAUAAAACAAUAAAAAAUGAAUUUCCCGAAGAAAGUUCACUCAUCGUGAAUGAUUUAUCUAAAGAAGAAUAUUCAGACUUGGUUAUCCCCGACGAUCAUAAAUUUGAUUCAAUUAUGCCGGACGAAAUGGAAGCUGAGGAGAAAGGCCCGUCGAAAAAAGCUUUGAAAAAAGAAAGAAAAUUACAAAGAUACAUGGAUAUGAAAGCUGCCAGAAAGGCUCGUCGUAAAGAGAAACGUAAAGACCGCCAGGAACGAAUCAAACUGGGAAUUCUCAAUACGUCCAAAUCGACUAAAAAAGUUUAUUCGAUGUCAGAGAGUAAAUCAAAGCAUACCGUGGUAUUGGAUUUAUCAUUUGGAGAUUAUAUGACUGAAAGGGACAUGUCAAAAUGUUCAAAUCAAAUUGCUCGUACUUAUUCUGCGAAUCGCAGAUCUCCUAAUCCUGUCCAAUUACAUCUUUGUUCGUUCAAUGAUAAAAUAAAAGAAGAACUUAUCAAAAUUGAUGGCAUGGACAAAUGGGAUGUUCAUAUUCACGAACAUAAAUAUUUACUUUACUUCGAGCGAGAGAAAAUCGUAUACUUGACUAGCGAUUCGGAAAAUGUCUUGGAGAAUGUCGAAGAAGAUAAGAUUUACGUUAUUGGCGGUUUUGUGGAUCAUAAUCUUCACAAGGGUUUAAGUCUUAAAAAAGCAAGAGCGGACGGAAUACGACAUGCUCGAUUACCCCUUCAACAAAAUAUCGUCUUAAAUAGUAGAACAGUCCUGGCUAUUAAUCAUGUUUUUGAAAUAUUACUUGCAAAAGCAAACGGAGCGUCAUGGCGUGAAGCAUUUCGUACAGCCAUUCCUCAAAGAAAGAUUGGCACUCCUAAUCCUCGUAGGGUUAAACAAGUUGGAGAGGUUCAAAAGCUGUGCAAAGGUGAGCCUGGCGAUGAGAAAUUGUGCGAAGAUAAGCCUGGAAUGGAGAAGUCGUGAUACGGAUGAACCCUGAAUUCAGAUGUUGUGUGAAUAUGAGCCUCGUGAUUAGAUUUUCAUGGAAUGAAAAUUGUGAAGAAAUGAGUAAUUCUGUGAUUGUGUUUUUUUUUAUAAUAUUACGAUGUUGUUGAAAUAAAUUACUAUAAACAUG